Molecule: messenger RNA, 375 nt
Organism: Paramuricea clavata
Lineage: Eukaryota; Metazoa; Cnidaria; Anthozoa; Malacalcyonacea; Plexauridae
Source: the annotation of a GenBank genome assembly
AUGCCUCCCGUACGACGCGGUAGAACACGUGAAACAAACGAGGGAAGUUCGUCGCAAUUAAAUACAAUGGAUAACGUAGCGAAUCUUCGACAACAAUGCGCGGAGAAAGGUUUACCAACCAAUGGACGUCGGAAUGUAUUAAUCGCACGUCUGCAACAACAUGCCGCAGCAAAUGUAAAUUUGCCGUCAACAUCGUCUGAAUCGCGACCAGUUAUCCCAGAAACACAACCAGCACUAACGGAAUCACAGCUAGCACAAAUACAAGGUAUAGUUUCUCGCAUUGUGGAACAGUCCCUGGCAGAAAUAGCGACAAACGUUUCAAGCCAUGUCGAACUCGUCGCCUCGCGUUCCAAGUAUUCCAAUCGUUGUGGAUGA